AUGCAUUUCUCCAACACUCUCCAUUCCUUUCUUCUACUCUUCAGCUUCGCCACCGCACUCCCUACAGAUAUGAGCUCCAUCACACAGUCCGCAUCCAUUGCCAAUAACCAUCUCACACUCGAGACGCGCGACGGCUUUUGCAGCCCCAAGUGCAAGCAGCAAUUCGAUGAUUUGCAGUCGUGGCGCUGGAUCUCAUAUUCCAUGUUGAUAAAUGAGUAUAAUAUCAAGGUCCGACUUUAUGUUGAGAAUUGGACGCAGCCGCUUCGGCCGGGGAAUCCGCCGAAUGCGGCUGUGGAGAAGUUGCAUUGGAUUUUGGAGAAGUUGCAUUCCAUGACUAGGGUUAAGCCGAAACCUAAGGCUGGUGGGGAGUAA
Molecule: messenger RNA, 372 nt
Organism: Bipolaris sorokiniana ND90Pr
Lineage: Eukaryota; Fungi; Ascomycota; Dothideomycetes; Pleosporales; Pleosporaceae
Exons: 2
Coding region: 1-372 (123 amino acids)
Source: RefSeq, a predicted model, not a curated record